GCGGGGGGCCGGGCUGCUCACCACCGCAACGGUGGGGACGGUGGCAGCCGGCGGCGGGGGCUGCCUCGGCCGCCCGCGGGGACCCAGUGCUGCCCCGCUGCGCCCGUCCGCUCCGCCGCGCACUGUUGUCAUGGAGGAGCCAAGAUGGCGGGCCUGGCCUACACCCUGGGCAAGCGGGAGAUCAACUACUACUUCAGCGUGAGGAGCGCCAAGGCGCUGGCGCUGGGCGCCGUCCUGCUGCUCGCCGCCUGCCACGCCGCCUCACGCCGCUACCGAGGUGAUGAUACGUGUGAGUAUCUUCUGUCCAGUGGGAGGUUUCUUGGAGAAAAAGUCUGGCAGCCUCAUAGUUGUAUGAUGCACAAGUAUAAAAAUAGUGAAGCAAAGAACUGCCUCAUAGACAAACAUAUUGUGUUUUUAGGAGAUUCUAGAAUCCGACAGCUGUUCUAUUCAUUCAUAAAAAUCAUAAAUCCUCAAAUCAAGGAAGAAGGAAAUAAGCAUGGAAAUAUCCCUUUUGAAGAUAAAUCUGCUUCAGUUAAAGUGGAUUUCCUGUGGUAUCCGGAAGUUAAUGGCUCUAUGAGGCAGCGUAUCAAAUCUUGGACUGAGGGUUCCGUGGCAAAACCUCAUAUAAUUGUAGCUGGAGCUGCCACAUGGUCUAUCAAGAUUCACAAUGGCAGCAACGAAGCCCUCGCACAAUAUAAAAUCAAUAUCACUUCAAUUGCACCUCUUUUGGAAAAAUUAGCAAAAAGUAGUGAUGUUUACUGGAUCUUACAAGAUCCUGUUUAUGAAGAUUUGCUGAGUGAGAGUCGGAAAAUGAUCACUAAUGAGAAAAUAGAUGCUUACAAUGAAGCAGCUGUCCGUAUUUUGAACAGCAGCUCCCGAAAUUCCAAAGCUAAAGUUAAAGUGUUCAGUGUAUCAAAACUGAUAGCACAAGAAACCAUUAUGAAGUCUUCAGAUGGCUUGCAUCUGCCUGAAUCAAGUAGAGAUACGAAUGCAAUGAUUCUCAUGAAUGUCUACUGCAAUAAGAUAAUGAAGCCCAUUGAUGGCUCCUGCUGCCAGCCUCAGCCUCCUCUCACCCUGAUACAGAAGUUAGCUUUCUGUUUCUUUACUUUGUCCAUUAUUGGAUAUUUUGUUAUCAGUUUAAUUCAUCGGAAUAAUUAUCGAAAGAACAAAUCAUGCACUGAUCUGGAAAUUGGAGAGGAGAAGAAGCCAACCAUCAGUACUCCUAAUGUUUCUACGUUAGAGAUGCUGCUACACUGUUUCUGCAAACUUGGUCUAAUCAUGACCUAUUUUUAUCUAUGUGACAGAGCAAAUCUUUUCAUGAAGGAAAAUAAAUUUUAUACACAUUCAUCUUUCUUCAUACCGAUCAUCUAUAUCUUGGUUUUGGGUGUAUUUUAUACCGAAAAUACCAAAGAGACUAAAGUGUUAAAUAGAGAACAGACUGACGAAUGGAAGGGCUGGAUGCAGCUUGUUAUUUUGAUUUAUCAUAUCUCUGGAGCAAGCACUUUUUUGCCUGUGUACAUGCACAUUCGAGUUCUGGUGGCUGCAUAUCUAUUCCAAACAGGUUAUGGGCACUUCUCGUAUUUUUGGAUCAAAGGGGACUUUGGUGUGUACAGAGUGUGUCAGGUAUUAUUUCGCCUCAAUUUCCUGGUUGUGGUACUGUGCAUAGUGAUGGACCGACCAUACCAGUUCUACUACUUUGUGCCACUGGUUACUGUCUGGUUUAUGAUCAUUUAUGCCACCUUGGCUAUGUGGCCUCAGAUAGUCCAGAAGAAAGCAAAUGGGAACUGCUUAUGGCACUUUGGUUUAUUGCUUAAACUGAUUUGCUUGCUGGCUUGUAUAUAUUUUCUGUCAUAUUCUCAGGGUGCGUUUGAGAAGGUGUUUUCAUUUUGGCCUCUCUCCAAGUGUUUUGAACUGAAUGGGAAUGUCUAUGAAUGGUGGUUUAGGUGGAAGUUGGAUCGCUAUGUGGUUUUUCAUGGGAUGCUGUUUGCUUUUAUUUAUCUGGCAUUGCAGAAACAUCAGAUGAUUUCAGAAGGAAAGGGAGAUCCGCUUUUCUCCAGCAGAGUUUCAAAUGUUUUAUUAUUUAUUUCAAUCGUAUCCUUUUUGACCUACUCCAUUUGGGCUAGUAGCUGUAAGAACAAAGCAGAGUGCAAUGAGCUGCAUCCUUCUGUUUCGGUGGUGCAGAUUUUAGCUUUCAUCCUCAUCAGGAACAUUCCUGGUUACGUCCGUUCUGUCUAUAGCUCUUUUUUUGCGUGGUUUGGUAAAAUUUCUCUAGAGCUUUUCAUUUGCCAAUACCACAUCUGGCUGGCAGCAGACACAAAGGGGAUCUUGGUGCUCAUUCCUGGCUAUCCGAUGUUUAACGUUAUCGUCAGCACUUUUAUCUUUGUGUGUGUGGCACAUGAGAUUUCUCAGAUCACCAACGAUCUGGCACAGAUUGUGGUUCCUAAAGAUAACUCAACUCUGCUGAAAAGGUUACUGUGCAUAGCUGGGUUUUUUUCUGGACUACUCUUCUUCUCAGCAAUGCAAGAGCAGUCAAGGCAUUAAUUUGGAAGGGUUCUUGAAAACUUUCUUCAGGUUGCUUUGUGUCUGCCUGAAUCAAAAUUCUCAACUGGAGGUACAAGAAGACAUUGAUGUGAAGUUGAGUGGAAGAUGUAAAUAGUGGAAAUGUACAUAUUUUAUGUGAAAAUAACCUUCUCCAAGAAACUGAGAAACAAGAAUGCACUGUACAGAAUUGCAUGUGAAAAGAAGUCUUUUUCUACUGGAUAUAUGUUUCUGUUUACAUAUCUGUAUAAACGUGGCAAAGUGAAGUUAAAUGGAAUAGCAGCAUCAUGUGCAUAUCAUGGAACAAUCUGUUCCUUGGCUCCACCAAAUGGAGGGUGGAUGCUACUGUACAACACGUAGACGUAACGCACGCUGUUGUCAUUCUUUGCAAGGAGUGAGAGGAGAGCAGGUUUGCACUCCUCUGGUAAUGGUCACCUUUAGCUGAUGUGAAACAUGAAGUUAUUUCUCUGGUAAAUCGGGGCAUUUUUCUAAACAGGGUGGUAAUUUCUUGUUUAGGUAAAGAUAGUAUCUGUCAUGUGAAACCUUUUAUGCACAGAAAUAAGAAGUCUGUACCACUUCAGUGACUUAAGAUGAUAUAUAAGUUUACAUACCAUUUCAUGUGCUUUAAAGACAUUUCUAAGAAGUAUGGUGAAUUAUGAGGUGAAAUCUUCUUAAAUAUAUAGAAUUAUUCCUUUUUUUCCCCUCCUAAUUUUUGAUUUGUUGUAAGUUUUCCACUAAUUGAUGUAACUACGUGCAGUUCUUUCUGUACAGUCCCCACGUUGAAGCUAUUGGGAAGAUACUGAGCUAUUUCUUCAUCGGGUACGUUAUUUCCAAUGUUUGGAAGGUUAUCCUCCUUAAUGAGAACGUGAAUCGCUGAAAGACGUGGUAGAAGCCAACACUGGUGGACAGGAUGCAUUGAUCGCCAUCUGUGCCAGUAUUAGCGGUCAUGGAGAACUUUGAGCUUGAGGGGAUAAUUUUUGUUUUGUUCUUCGCAAGCUGACUAUUGUAGAUAUAAUUUUAUUUAUCUGUUGUACAGAUUCGGUUAAAAGAUUUAUUUUUAAUGUUCGAAAUAAUGCACUUGUUUACUAUUACUGUACGUGGGAUAAAGAGGUUUUUCUUUUCAUGUUGCGUAAUAUGAAGUAAUUUAAACAUUAAAUAAAUGUGCUGUGGAUGCUUAUUUUUGUGAUGGGAACAGCAACUCACCACCACACCUGUUGUAAAUUGCCAAUCAGUACUGCAGGAUUCCUCUGAAGUGAUAUUGUGGGCAGUGCUGCUGCAAACUAAGGGCAGACGGGGUGUGGGGCUGUUCUCUCUCACAUGGGCACCUGAAUGCAGUGGUGUAAAUCCCCCCAUCCUUCUCCUUGUUAAACAAAAAGCCUGUGCAGCUGGCACCAAGUCUUACUUUAAUUCUGAAGCACUGCCAUCGGACGUCAUCAUCCGUGUAAAAAUAAGCUGUUCAGGCAUCAUCGUGUAAUAAACAAGCAGUGACAUCGCUACUUAAUAGUCGUCUUAUUUAUUAGAUUUUACACUUGGUACAUUUACAAAGACACCUGUAGUGCUUUCUACUUGAUGGUAGACAAUCUAGUUACAGUAUCAGUUGUGCUGUCAUUGUACAUUGCUACCAAAGGCUGUAACUUUGCCAUUCCAUCUAUCACCGGUUCGAACCAUUACUAACUCUUUAACCAUGAAGUGUCUUCAGCCAGCUUUAUAUAUUUGUGCUUCUGUGGUAAAUAUUUUAAUAAGUAAAAAUAAAUCAUUUCUUACUAAACUUA
Messenger RNA from Coturnix japonica (Japanese quail), 4310 nucleotides. RefSeq names its product CAS1 domain sialic acid O acetyltransferase 1 (gene CASD1). Gene Ontology annotation, molecular function: N-acetylneuraminate 9-O-acetyltransferase activity. The record is from RefSeq and is a predicted model, not a curated record. Gene Ontology annotation, cellular component: Golgi membrane. Lineage: Eukaryota; Metazoa; Chordata; Aves; Galliformes; Phasianidae.